Messenger RNA from Cryphonectria parasitica EP155, 1662 nucleotides. RefSeq lists its product as uncharacterized. Gene Ontology annotation, molecular function: mRNA 5'-cap (guanine-N7-)-methyltransferase activity. The coding region runs from base 316 to 1662 and encodes 448 amino acids. The record is from RefSeq and is a predicted model, not a curated record. The transcript has 2 exons. Gene Ontology annotation, biological process: 7-methylguanosine mRNA capping. Gene Ontology annotation, cellular component: nucleus. Lineage: Eukaryota; Fungi; Ascomycota; Sordariomycetes; Diaporthales; Cryphonectriaceae.
AGGAGAAGGAGAAAAAAUAAAGCACUUGGAGUCAUUUCCAAACCGCCCGACCAUCAAACAAGCGAAAAACUUCUCCUAACCCUAAAGCAUCGUCUAUGCUCCCUGCUUCGAGACUCAUCGAGACAUAGCCACUCCCACCCUCGGGCUCUUUUCAGCCCCCAACCACGAAUCGCCCACGUACUUCACGAGUGCACUCAUCACAAUCAAAGCAUCAGUCUCCUGUUUCCUCUUCUUUCGACAUCUACGACCUCACCUUCAACCUUUCCUUCUGCGCCCCUACAGAAACAGAAUCAAACGACCUCCCAAUUCUCCGCUAUGGCAGGCGGCGACGACCUCCCCCAACCGUACGACGCCAAAGCCCUCGCUCCUGCCAAGAAGCGUCAGCGCAGCGCCUCGCCCUCAACCCCUCGGUCGCCCUCGGGCAGCCAGUCCGGCGAGCCCGUCCGCAAGCUCAAGAGGCCCGGCCAGCGCUCGCGCAUUAGUGAGGCGCAGCGCGAGGAGCUUCGGCAGCGGGCUCUGCAGCGUGAGCGCGAGCAGAAGGAGGCCGAGGCCGCCAAGCAGCAGCAGCAGGAGCGCGCCGCCAUCAACGAUGUCGUGCGCGCCCACUACAACGCCGUCCCCGAGAGGGGCCGCGACUGGCGCAAGACGGACAGCAAGAUCAAGGGGCUGCGCGCCUUCAACAACUGGGUCAAGAGCUGCAUCAUUCAAAAGUUCUCGCCCGACGAGGACCAUACCCCUGGCGCGAUGGAGCGGGGCAUCUCCAGCGGGAGGGAUCUGCUAGUCCUUGACCUGGGCUGUGGCAAGGGAGGAGACCUGGGGAAGUGGCAGCAGGCGCCGCAGCCGGUGGAGCUGUACGUGGGAUUAGACCCCGCUGAGAUCUCGAUUGACCAGGCCAGAGAGAGGUACCGGCAGAUGGGGCAGCGGGAUCGACAUGGUGGCGGCGGUGGUGGGCGAGGUGGCCGUGGGGGAUUCUACCGCAGACCGCAGCCGCGCCUGUUCGAGGCAAGGUUCCAGGUCAAGGACUGCUUCGGCCAGUCGCUUGAGGACAUCGAUAUUGUGCGGCAGGUGGGCUUCACCCAAUCCAACAUCAGCAGCGAGCGCGGGUUCGAUGUGGUCUCUAUGAUGUUCUGUCUGCACUACGCCUUCGAGAAUGAGGCCAAAGCACGGCAGAUGUUGAGAAACGUGGCAGGGUCGCUUAAGAAGGGCGGCCGUCUCAUCGGGACUAUACCCAACUCGGACGCCUCGGAAAACGGCGAGAUCAAAGAGAACGACGAGAAGGAGGAGGGGGAGGCAGAGGAGACAGCCGAGUGGGGUAACGAGACGUACCGGGUCAGGUUUCCAGGAAAGACGCCAGAGGAUGGCAUCUUCCGGCCUCCCUUCGGCUGGAAGUACAACUUCUUCCUGCACGAGGCCGUCGAGGAGGUCCCCGAGUACGUGGUGCCGUGGGAGGCAUUCCGCGCGCUGGCUGAGGACUACAACCUCGAGCUGCAAUAUCACAAGUCGUUUGCCGACAUCUGGGCUACGGAGAAGGAUGACCGCACCCUUGGCCCUCUGAGCGAGCGCAUGGGCGUGAGGGAGAGGGGCGGCGGCGAGCUUCUGGUCAGCCCAGACGAGAUGGAAGCUGCUGCAUUCUACGUGGGUUUCUGCUUCUACAAGGUGUAG